AUGGAUCUCGACUCUUCUUCCCCCUCUUCUUCCUCUUUUCCCCCCUCUUCCUCCUCUUCUUCCUCUACCUCCUCUUCCUCUUUUUCCCCCCCUUCUUCCUCUUCUUCCUCUUCCCCUUCUUCUUCCUCUUCCCCCUCUUCUUCCUCUUCCCCCUCUUCCUCUUCUUCUCCCUCUUCUUCCUCUUUUGCGUCGUCUCUUUCAUCCGCGCUAGAUUCGGUAGAUCCUGAAGAACUGUUUCGGGACUUGGACUCGAUUGUCACUGCUGGAGACGUCACAACCCUGGUGGCUCUGCUGCGCCGCUCUCUGUACUGUCGGCGGUCUUCGCCGGGAUGCUCGCGAAGGCCCCGCCCCGCAACUGUGGGGAAACCUCGGCCUCUGGCGACUGCGAAGCUCCGGGGCUGGCUCGUGGAAGUCGCCGCGCCUUGCCCCUGUCUCCUGGAGCACGAACGCAUCGCGAUGGAGGACGGCGGCGGUGCUUGCGGAGCACAUUUAAAAAAAGGCGACAUCGGUUUUCGGUGCCUCGAUUGCGAACACGACUCCACCUGCGUCGUCUGUGCUCCGUGUUUCUUGAAUGCAGACCACGCGUCGCACCAUUACAUGAUUAUCCAGGCGAGCGGGGGUUGCUGCGACUGCGGAGAUCCUUCGUCUUGGGCGCCCGCGGGGUUUUGCUCGAAGCAUCGGGGCGUGACUCCCGAGAUGGACGGGCCCGCGUCCACGCUGUCUCUGCCGCCUUUCCUGCGUCUCCGCAGCCAGCGGCACAUCUCUGCAUGCGUCGGCUUUGUCACGCAGCGCCUGCGAAAGCUUCCGCGCGAGACGCUCUGGCGCUCGGCGUCCCGGCGCCACCUCCAGGAGAGUCUCGCUGACGUCCUCCUCUCUGCGCAGCGCGAACUCGAGCUCUUCCACAGGCAGCAGCGAGAUCUCGAGGCGCAACGCCUGCAGGCGACGCCCCGAGACGGCGCACGCGCCCCGGAGACUCGCGCGAGUUCCCAGGCCUCUUCUCGAGCUGAGGGUCGCCCGCAGUCCCCCAGAGACAGACAGGGAGAAGACGGAGACGUGCGAGGCGUCAGCUUGGAGAGAGAGCAGGGGGCGACUCGGCGGCGUCGGCAUCUUCGUCCGCACACUCCGGAGCCGCCCGGAGCAGACGCGAGCGAGGCGCCAGAAUCUCCAGCUGCGCUUCGCGAGGAGACGCCUCGAAACCCCUUCGACUUUCAGUUGUGGGGCGAGGCUCUUCGCCUCACCCCGGAGGAAGUCGCCGCGCUGACGGUUGCAGCGGUCGCCGGGCGCGGCUUCGACGAACAGAGUGCGAUCGACGCAGGAGCCCGAGCUGCGCUGGCCGCAGUCCAGGCUCGAGAGGAACAACCGAACGUCUCUUCUUCUGUUUCGGGAGCGCCGUCUGCGCGGCACUCGUCUUCCUCCGCCUCCUCUGCGCUGUCCGGCUCCGGUGCCGGCACACGGGCCGAGACCACUCGACGGCGCGAGAGACGCGCAGUGUCUCCUUCUUCGCGCUGGUGGGGCGACGAGGACGGCGGCGACGGCGAGGGGGCCGAGGCCGCAGGAACCGAGGGCGUUUCUGGGGACGCGCGUCGCGCCGCGCUUCUCGGCUCCACGGACUCUCGGCGCUGCGGGUCCGCCGACGCGCCGCCGCCGACCUCCUCUGCCCUCAGCUACGCCUCAACGAUGUCGCUCUUCUUUCUCGAUCGGCUGGUCGCCGCUGCGGCGUCUCCGGCUCCAGGAGGCGCGUCUCGCGAAGAGAGAGAAGGCAGUUCGCAGAGGCUGUCGCUCUUCAGCCCCGCCGUUGCGCCGCCAGGCCUGGGCGAUCUACUCGACCUCCGCGCGCAGCUGAGCGGCCGAGGCGGGCGAGAGAGUCGAACUGGAGACGGCGCGGUUUCUGGUGGGCGAGGCUCCGGUCGUCUCCCGCGGGCCCCGUCGCCUUUUCGGGGGUCGCAGAAUCCAGGCGACCGCCGCGAACGCGAAAGGGGCGACGGUUUGCGGCAGACGCGUUCCCUUGGGACGGCGCUGUCUCCGCCCGUUGCCUCGGAGGCUUCCAACGGGGCUCUGCUCCUCACGCAGGCUGUGAUUUCCUGGCUCUUUGAGCUCGCCUCGAAACACCUGGGCUACCGGUGGUUGGUCACCUCCAGUCUCGUCCCCAGCGCCCUCGUCCGCUGGCUCUGCGAGCACGGGACUUUCGGCGCGAGUCUCCAGAGACAGCUCCACGACUUCUACAUGCUCCUCUUCGCCUCGCCCAAGUUCAAAGCCAAGUUCGCGGGCCUCAUCCUCGAUCACUACACGCACGUCGCCAGGGGAGUCCCCCCCAGCGAGGACGACUCCCGCCGAGACGCAGACGCAGAGUCUUGUGACCUCGGCUCGCUGACGGUCCAGCUGUUCACAGUCCCGAAUCUCGCAGAGACGGCGGUGUGGGAUAAGGGCCUCGUUGCCCGAGGCGUCAGCCUGCUCAAGGAAGCGCCGACGAUGAGCUCGCCUCACGAAGUCGAACUCAUGCUGAACGGCCUCGAAUAUAUCAACCCAAAACUCAAAGGUCCGGAGAAGCGCGUGCUUCAGGAUUUGUGCUACGUCAUGUCCGAAGAGACUGUGUGGCGGCGCUUCUUUCAAGCAGACGUGCUGACAAUUUGCAGAAUCCUGCAGCCGCUCUGGGCAUUCAUGCUCCAGUUCCACCGCGCAAAUCUGCAAGUCAGGCACGCCCGCGAGCAUGUGAUGUACGAAAUGCUCCAUCAGUGGCACAAUGCAUGCAUCCUCGAGGACGAGAUGCUCCGCAUAGUCAAGAGACUGGCGAACGGUUGUCGAUCCUCGUCGCACUCUAGCUUCGCCCCUCUGGUGCCGCUGCUCUCGACCUUUCUCCCGGCGCUUCUUCGCUUGCCUCCUGUGCCGGCUAUGCGGGCGGCGCCUCCGUCUUCACCUCCCUCCUCGCUUUUCCUCUCCGCCCACGGAUGCGCGAUCGGUUCUCUCCACUCGCCGCUAACUCGCGCAUUCGUCUUCUGCCUGUGUCCCGAUCUUCUCCGCACCUCCCUCGACCCUGCGUCUGUCCCUCCGGUCUCGCCUGCCGCUGCUGCCUCCCCUGCCUCGUCCGGCGUUUCUGGCCUCUCCAGCUCUGCUUCUUCGCCGUCUGUCUCUGUCUCCGCGGUUUCGCGUUUCGCUUCUGCGCGAGAGCUGCUGUCUCUGUGUCCGCCCCGUGUCGCGUUUCUCUUGAUUCGCGAGGGGACGGCGUCGCUUCUCUUCGCCGGCGCCUUGCGCGCGGGGUACUGGGUGAGGAACGGGGAGGCGCUGAUGAAGGAACACGUGCGCGAGUACGAGCGGAGCCGCGCCGACGGCCUUGACUUGGUCUCCGUGCAAAUCGGAUUUCUGCUUCUCGCGCUCCAGAGAAAGUUCCGCCUUCACGCAACAGACCGAGACGCCGUGUGGUGUGGUGUGGCGACAGAUCAGGGGAAGGUUCCGGAAGAGAAACCGGAUGGCAGGGAGAGCCAGGCACGCGAAGAAGGGAAAAAGCGAGAAGACGCAGCGGACCUAGACGAGAAGGAAGACAGAGAAGGGGAGGGAGAGAACAACGUUGGGGCGUCGCAGCGAAGGCGAGACAGGGCUGACAGACCUCGCGAGGACGAAUGUGGAGAGGGAGCACGGGACCAGGAAGGAAACGAGAAGGCGGAACGUUUCGCGGGCGGCUCCAGGCGUCAAGACGAGAUCCAGGAGGCGGGGCGAUCGGGACUGGAAACGAAUGAGGCUCUAGAAGAAACCGCUGCGCGCGAGUUUCACCCGCUGGUCGUCUUUUUCCUGGCUUUUUGUCCUCUCCACUUUUCCCCGCAAAAGCUCCUCGAGCAACAGACCCCGGUGGACGGUCCUCCCGCGCGUUCGUCGUUUUCCUUCAUGCGCGGCGGCGUGCCGUUCCCGCUCUUGUCGCUUCGCAGCGACGCCGCGCCUCUUUCUUCUCUUCAACUCUCUUCCUUCCUCCCUCCCGGCCUGCCGCAACCGACACCUGGGGGAGGAUCGACAGGGACAACGGAUGCCCGCGCGACGCCGUCUCCCUCUUCCUCUGUGUGCAGCGACUCUUUGGAGAAGAGAGCUGCAGACGCAAUUCUCGCCUUCCACGCCGCGCUCCUGCGCGAAGCGGCGAGCCACGAGACGGUGUGGGAUCCCGCGACGAUUGAUUCGCAGGCGAUCGCCGCCGAAUUCAUCUUGCUGGAGCUGUGGAAAAUGCUCGCGAGCGUCGCUGCGUCGCUCUUCUUCCUCGAAAGAAUGAAUCUUCACCGCCUCACGGCGAAAGACAAAUACCUCAGUCGGGGUCGAGGGAAGUGUGCAGAGCGAUGGGUCUUGAGACGCCCGGGGUUUGGCAGCUGGGCAGACGAAGCCCGAAACCCUGAGGAACGAGAAAAGGACGAAGCAACUGGGAAUGAAGAUGUGGCGAGAAAGGAGACGUGCCACUCUAUCCCUCUGAGGUAUUCGCAUCUGUUGCGGCGGCAAAUUGUUCAGUUGCUUGCGAUUCAGCCGUGCACGCUGGCGCGUCUGGAGCGAGCCGUGGGGCGUUCGGGGCGGCUGCAUCCUUCGUUUCCGGCGCUCCUGGACGAGCUGACGACUUACUCGGUUUCCCGGGCGCAGAGGGGGGGCGCGAACGCAGUGCCGCAGAUCCGUUCGUCGCGGGGGUUUCUGCACGGCGGCUCGGGCCAGGCCUCCGUCUCGGCGCCGAUCCUGCGGCUGAAGAAAGAAAGCUGGAAGUUGUUCGAUGCGUUUGGCGCCGCGGAGCGACUCGUCGCAGCCGGCGUGUCCCGGAAGAGAGAACACCUCGGCACUGCCAAGGCAGACAUGCAAGUAGCAGAAGAAGAAGCACUUCGCCACCCUGACGCGCCUCUCUUGUGGCCUUCGCGGGCGGCCGGGGACAUGUCGCCCGAAUUUUUCCACAUGCAAGACCUCCUGGUGGACGCGAUGGUAGGAGACGACGAUCACCAUCUUCUUUUUCAUCUUCUUCUUCAGCUUCUCCAGGCAAAGAAUCGAGGCCCCGAUUUCGUCGCCGUCCGUCCCUCCAAUUCCCAUCCCGCCUCUCCGACAUCCACCCCGCCCGCCUCGGGCACUGCAGCCUCUCCAUCUAGUUCUCUCUCUUCUUCUGUCUCUUCUUCUCUCUCUCCUUCUCUCUCUUCUUCUCUCUCUUCUUCUGUCUCUUCUUCUGUCUCUUCUUCUCUCGCUUCGUCUUCUGCGUCAUCUGCGUCUGCGCCUUCUUCGUGUGGGGCGUUUUUGCAUGACCCGGUGUGCAGCGCUUUGAAGCUGCUGGAUGCCUUAGCUCAAGCACGGAAGCGCAGCACCGGAUUUGGCGGAAAGCAGCCAGGCGAGAAGGGCGGCGCGGCCAGUCGCGAUUUCCGGGGUUCACGCGCCCCACUGGGCACCGAAACAGAGACGGUCGAGAGCCGCAGUUCAGAGAGUGGGGUGAUUCCGCCUUCGUUUGUGGGGCGUCUCCGGUCGGAGAUCGAGAGACUCCAGGAGGCGGAGUCGACGUUCGCGGAGGUCAGGCGCUACUGCCGCACGCUUCUCUCCCGCAUGCCCGCCGAGAGGCCGGAGGCAGGAGAGAGCCUUGGCAAACAUGGCCCUGCGAUGCGCGGUGGGGACACCAGCGGAGAGCGAGAGCGCGCGGGGCAUGCAGGCGCGACCACGACCACGGAGACGUGUGACAACCGUCAGGCUGUUGGCUAUGGGGCGAGAGGAGACCAGGAGGGCGACGCCCGUGUGGGGGAGGGGGCGCCAGAGGAGACAGCAGCAGGCGCGCAGGACCAGAAGGAAGACGCCGGGCUGAGUGAAGGAGCCCGGAAACAGAGACAAAUGUUGCUGGCGAUGCAGCAGAGACAGAGGGACUUCCACUCCUUCCUCGAAGAUGCAGACAUGCUUUCGGACAGCAGUGACGCGGAGGAAACCAGCGGCGGGGGCUCGGCCGCGCCCUCGCAUGUGGAGCCUCUAGAAACGCGCGAAACCGGAGCGCCAGGCGCAGAAAGAGACUCGCGAAUGCGGGCACCAGUCCUGGUGCCCCCGCCGAGCGAGACAGGCUUCGCCACCGGCGCUAGCCAAGAUUCGCGCCCCGCACAAAUCGAAACCGAGGCGGUGUCUUCUCCGCGAGAGGGCGGGAGCCGGGAAGAGAUACGCUCAAGAGGAGACACUAGCCUUCCUGUGUCUCCUUCUCUGUCUCCGGGUCGCGCGCCCAUAGGCCCCAGCGCGCCUGUCCCUUUGGAAGUGUCCCCUGUCUCUGUGCAGCGUUCUCCGAAGCCGCUCCCCCACAAGGUGUCUCUGCAGAGGAGACAGUUGCUGACGAAGGAGGAGGAAGAAAUGCGGUGUGGGGUGUGUCUAGAGGGACACUCCGUGGUGCGGCCCCUUGCGCUUCUCGGUCACCUUUCCCAGACAAACAUGCUCCGGCGUUUGGCCCGGACGGGCCGAGGAAGCCUCCCGGCCUCGCAUCCCGCCUUCAGCUCCUGCGGGCACGUCGCCCACGUGGCGUGUCUCCGCGCCCUCCAGGAGACAGGUGCCUCCGGUCGCGCCGGGGCCCGCAACGGAGACGACGGGGUCGCGGCCGGGGCCGCAGAGGCCGCGGGCGGCCGCGAAGGCGGGCGGAGACACGAACAGGGCGCAGGACGCGAGCGCCGAGCGGCUUUGGCGGCAACGCGAAGAACGGAGGACGGCGAGAGGAGGAGACUGGACAAGCAACGUUUCUCCACGUUUGCCUGUCCAACAUGCCGGCGGAUAGGCAACUGCUACCUGGUCUACGUGCCACGCACAUCUCUCACAGUUGACGGCUCGAUCAAGGACUGGCCGCGAGAAGAAUCAGACAGAGGCUGCGCGGUGAGGAUGCGCCUCCAGGACGCCUGCCAAGAAGACGAGAGUGAUUUGCGCAAGGACGGCGAAUCGAAGAAGCGCAGCCGCCCUGGAGGCGACGAAAUGGCGGCUGACCUUUCUGGAGCCGUCAAACCCCGGAGAAAGCAAAGGAACUCGAGUUGUCUCAAAGAGGAGGAGGACGAAGAGAAAGUGGAAGAACACGCAGAAGAGCGGGAAAGCGAGGCAUGCCAGAAUCGACAGUGCUCGGGGUGCUGUAGUGGCAGCGGAAUCAGCCUGUGGGGCUGUUGGUGUCGUCGCACCCCGUUGUCGUCUCGUUCCGGGAGCAAGGGCCCCUCGGAGCGCCCGCGUCAGUUAGAGAAUGGACACUCAGUUCCUGAGGCUGCCUCCCUCUCCGUCUUGGAAAGAAUCAAACCCGGCACAGCUCCUGUAAGUCAGGCUGCGGCCACGCCACCCGUGCGCUCCUCAUCUCCCUCUUCUUCCCUGUUUUCUUCUUCGGAUCCUCCAGGAGGACGCUUUGCGUGGUACGGGGUGUGGCGCCCGAGCAUCGGCGUCGGUGUGGGGUUCGAGGCGAGUCGGCGCGGGCGGAAACGUCGAGAGAGACAGAAGGCAACGAACCACGAAGGGACGGGCGGGAGCUUCCCGAGGGUUUGCGGAUCGCCGGAUCGCCUCGCGGCUUCGAGCGACUCCAACGCGUUCCCGACAAGUCGCACUGCGAGGCCCGCGUCGUCUCCGCGAAGGGCGGGCAACCACGAGGACACAGACGAGAGACAGCAAAGAACGGAAACCGGGGAUGUGGACAACGACGCGGAGAUGGCGCCCGCGGCCUCGGGGCCUUCUGAGGCGUCGUCGAGGAGCCGCAACGACGCCUGUGAGAGACCGGCGUUCGCGGAAGAAUGUGAGGACGCACCGAGCGCCACGUCAGAGGAUUCCUCUCUCGCGCAGGACGGCGACUACUUUCCUGCAGACACGCUGGCGGAUUCCGAGGUGGAAGAAGCCAAGGCGAAGACCCGUUUCUAUCCAGUCGGGGCCACGCGCCCUCUUCCAGACUACGAGUGGGAAACACCCCGACGCGCGCCUACGCGCCGCGGGUUGACGGGAAGGCGUGCAAGAAGGCGAAUCCGAGAGAGGGAAAGAGAGGCGUCCCCCGCGUCUCUCGCUCUUUUUGGAGACGCAGGCUUCACCGCAGACGACGGCCUCGAGUCCGACGACUCCGGCGGCAGAGCCGACAGCGAGGUGUUCCGCUGGGGCGCGCUGUGCGACGCAUGCCAGUUCCGAAAUCGCUUUUUCCGCGUGCAUGCGUUUUCAAAGCCAAAGCGGAAGACGCACGGCCCGUGCUCCAGCGCCGCAGGUGUCCCCACACACGCCCAAGUCGAUACCCUGCUCUGCAGAAGGCGAAACGGCGGCCCCAUACAUCCAGACGUCUUCAUUGCAGCUUGGCGAAGCAUCGAACGGCUCGGCCACAUCUCGUGGGUUUCGCGCCGUGACUCCGCUGAGGCCUUCCUCGACUCGGCCAUCAGCGCGUUCGCGUCUGCGAAUCGGCGCCUUCCCGGUCGUCUGGCGCACACUGUGGGGUCGCCGCCUUGGCGGGAACUUCGCGAGCUCCACUACCUGCCGUUCUACCCCUGUCCCUCGAACUGGAGCCUGCCUCCCCACCCUGCGGCUUCUCCUGUGACGCAUGCGUACUUCAACUUGCACACCAAAGUGUGCGACCACAGCCGCCGCUCCUUUGAGAGCAUGGCUCGGCUCUUCCCUGGCGCGCCGCCGCUGGGAGGAGACAGCUCCGCGCACAGGGCGAGCGAGGAAGCGGGCCGCGGGCGCAGAGGCGCAUGCGGUCGCCGAGCGCGAGGACAGGCCAUGCGUGCGCUUUUUGAAGACUCGACUUUUCUCCCGCUCUUUGCUGCGGCGCGUCUCGGCCACGCAAGCGGACGGUUGGAGGGCGCCCGCGACGCGGCCGCAGCCGCGCGGAGACAGGAUCGAGGCGAGGCGUCGGAGGACGUCGUCUCCUCAGGAGCUUCGUCCACCUUGGAUCGCCGAGACCUAACUUCGCUGGCUGCUCCCCAGCCGGUUACCGCUCGGGGCGGUCGUCCAGGCCUCGGAGACGCUUCCGAGCGGCCAAGCGCACGCCUACCGCACGGCGAGGAGAACUGCGGCAGCGAAGGCGAGGAGAACUGCGGCAGCGAAGGCGAGGAGAACUGCGGCAGCGAAGGCGAGGACGCCUGGGCGGCUCGCGGGCCUCUUCCCGCGCGCCUGCCUCUCUGUCCAGACUGUGGGGGCGUGCGCGUUGCGCGGCUGAGGGCCCGAGACAGCGAAAGUCCACACGCAAACACCCUCCCGCCUGAGCUCGUCAACCAGCUGUCGCCGUGCUCGUGUUGGACGCUCGACGAGCUCUGCGCGUGGCGGGGCGCCGGCGCGGGCCUCCACAUGGAAAUUCUCGAGUGGUGUGCGUACACCAGUGUGCUGCUGCACAGCAGCCUCGAGGCUCCGGGCAGCAGGGAAGACUCGGGAGUCGUGUUCUGUGAAGAGAGAGAACCGUGGGUGCAAAUGGUUCGCAAUUGCUUCUUGCUUGAUGCGUUUCCGGCUCGCUGCUUCGCGUGGCUAGCCAGCAUCACGCACUUUGGCUACUGGAGCGCUGCCAAUCGCUUCCCUCGCUCGUAUCUCGAACUGGGAAUGGCGGCGUUGACGCCUGAGCAGGAAGCCGAGGCGAGGAGACGAGUGAGAGAGCGCGCGGCGGCCAGAGGGGCGCGGAAACGCCGCGACGAGCGAGGAGGCGACAGGACAUGCAAGUCGUCCUCUUCCACAGCGGCGGUCGGGGGAGACAGAACGCCCCGGAGAGACGGCGAGUCAAAGUGUGGGGAGCCUGACCGCGGAGCAACAGUUUCUGCCUCCGCUUCCUUUCCGUCGUUUUUCUCUGCCUUCUUCGCCUCCGCACGCGCAGGCAACGAGUCCGUAGAGCGCGGCGCCGCCGGUGCGUCUCCCAGCCAAACCCCUAAGAGAGAAGCCGCCUCGGGGGCAAAGAGGCACAGCGAGAGGGCGAGGCAGCGGGAGAACCAGAGCGAAGACCAGGCGAACGGGACAGAGGAGGCGCGAGGCCGAGCAGAAGAGAGUGUGAGUGGUCUGCAGGGCGAAGAAUCUGAGACUUCUCUUUUCACGACAGACGAAGACAAAUGCGGACUCGACCUCGAAGAAGAUAGCCGCGCCAGGCUACGUGAAAACACACGAGAGCUUCGCUGGCUUCCUCCGGCUCCAACGGUCUGGAGACGUCUCGGCGCUGCGGCCAGAGACGGAUCUUCUUCCGACGCGUCCUUCGCGUCUUCCGCGUUCGAAUCGGAGACGGAGGCGAAGGGUCAGCUCGGCGGCCGAGCCGGCGCUUCUCGUCGCGUGCGGAGAGCGCGAGAGAAACGCGCUCUCUCGGAUCCCCAGGAAACCGACCUGGAGCGAGGCGAAGCAGCUGACACGGACGCCGCAGCAGGGGGACAGAGGCGAGCCGGUACCGACGAGGGAAGCCGCGACUCCGCGUCUGCCGCCCCUUCGGUGAGAGAGCGUCAGAGAUCGCGUAGAGAGCGACGAGGCGGAGACACAGCGCGAGAGUCGCGGACGCGCCGCGACAGACGAGGAAAGGAGACGGCGCGGAAGAGGGGCGAGGCUCAGCGGGUUGGAACCUCCGAGACGCUUGGCCGCAAGAAGGCGAAGAAGAGACACGACGAGCGCUUUGAAGAGGACAAAGCGCAGAGACAACGGCUGAGACUCCUGCAGAUUGAGGAAGUGUGUCCCGUGUGGGAAAUGGAUCUCGACCGCAAGAUGCUUCUCUUCAAUCCGUGGGCAUGCGACGUGAAAGGCGAGUUCUUGAAGGCAUUUUUCUCGCGCGUCCUGAAGACCCCACAACAAAUCAGAAGGCGCUUGAGCGAGCUCCUUUGCAUUCGUGCGCUUCAAGUUGCGAACGACAUCCUUGUCGACGAAGCAGGCGCCGUCUUCGCAUCGCGAUUCCCCUCGCCUUCGCCGGCUUCCGCUGCUGGGUCUGCGGAGGACAGCUUGCGGUUUCCCAUUGAGCAUCCAGUCCAUCGGAACGCCUUUGCGGCCUUCUGGAGAGACUGGCUGCAGCCGUGGGAGGCGAGUGGUGACCUCCCGGGGACUCUGGGCGAGAGUCUCUCUUGGUAUGGCUUCUCAUAUCUCGAAAGUCUUUCGCAGCUUCGACAAACGCUGCGGGGCGAUCGGGAAGCUCCGACUCCAGGAACGGAGCGCGUUCAAGAACCGUUUCCUCGCGCGUCGGCGCUCUCCCCGUUCGCUCCGUCUGGUGUUCCUUCUGCGGUCUCUGCAGUGUCUGGACACUUUGCCGCGGUCCCUCUCCCUUCGAUGUUUCCGCCUGUGGCCUUGACGGACGCUGAGAAGGAGAACCUCUCCUUUUCUUCCCGCUACCUCUCGAGAUGUGCGCCGGACUGCAGCAAGGAGGGCGUCCAGUGGCUCUAUCGGGCCUGUCGCCGGGGGGCGGAUGUCUCGGCGCUUCUGGUUGUUUCCGAGGAGAAAAUGCCCGGAGACACUGCGCACUUUUCGCCCGGGAACGAGGGAGAGAGGGGGCCUGCCUCCGGUUCUGCAGACGUCGCGUUUUCGAACGCAGUUCCCCGACCUUCUGUGCCUGCCACGCCGGCGCCGCUGUCAGCCGUCAGCCCCAUCUACCGUGCUCUGGCCAAUGGGGUGGCGUUCAAGGCUGACCAGAACAAAGAGGUCAACGCGACGCCUCUGUUGGGGGCAUCGGGAACCGCGUACGCCGGUCCAGAUCGUCUCCAUCGGCUCGACCGCCUCCUCGGCGAAGGCGAAACGCGGGAAAUCUUCUGGAAGCUGCUGGCGGGGAAAUUGCCUCAAAAGCCUUCGCUGCUGUCCCUGUUGAAGCGCCAAGGUGCUGUCGCGACGCGCAGGGCGUCUAGGGGUGGAGAGACGCAAGCUGCCGGCGACGAAACCGAAAGCGCGAGAAAAAGAUGGACCGUUUCCAGAAGCGACGAGGAGGCGCGGGAGGAGACCGGCGACGCAGGGGCAAGCUGCGGGCAGAGGAAGAGACGGGAAGGGGAGGAGACACGUGCCAGGAAGAAAGAAGGCGAGGCCGCCGCGCUCGGGAGAAGCGGAGUUGUGAAUGUGAAGCGGAAACGCGGCCAAGAGGGUCUGCUGCUCAACGCGGAACAGGAACAAGAAGCGAACGCGACGGACAUGUCGGGCGUCGGUGAGAGGAGAGGCAAGCGGGCUGGAAAAGUGGAACAGACAGGGCACUCUUCAUCUCUCUUAGCUUCCUGGCUACAGGCACACGCGGAGGGUCUGCCGCAGCUCUUCGAAGCACUGACGUGGCAACUCAUGCGUCGCGGCUGUCUUCGGUAUGGUCCUUCCCUCGCCUCUUCAGAGUGCAAAGAAACGUUCUGUGCUCCAAAGGAAAGGUCGAGCGAGACACCAGAUGGUUUUUACACAAGCAAGCGUGGAGACCACUUCAGUGGACGCGGGAGCAUCGACGCAGAGAGUGAGGACGACCGACGCAGGAUGAGUGUUGACGGACUGACGGAGGGCGAAGGCUUUGCAGCAGGGGAGAAGGCCCCGAUGGAAGACGAGGGGAGGGAGGAGAGGUGGGAAUUCGAAGACGCAGCGAGGAUAGGGUCUGUGCGUCGUGUUCAGCCGCACCGGCGACGUGGCUGUGGAGCGAGUGAGGAAGGCAGCGAGAGUGGGAAAUCCGAGAAGCCUUGUGGAAGAGAGGGCGGUGACGGUGGGGGUUUCGCGACUCCUUGGUCUUCCUCAGAGGAGUCCCAACUGUAUCCUCCGGGUCUGUGUUGGACCUGCUUUACCGCCCCCGAAGCAGAAGUUCGAGAAUAUGUCCAGGUCCUCUGGAGGCGGUUCGAGGAGCGGUUUGUCGAAGCGAUGGCCAGUUUUCUACGCUUCGCAGUGUGGCUCAUUUCCGCUGUCUGGCGCCUCGAUGCCUCUCUUCUGUCUCGCCUUCGCGCGUCUCUGCGUGACCCUCCAGGGGAGCCGCAACUUCGUCUUCUUCUUCAGAUUCUCCACCUUCCACUUCACUUUGAAGAGCAGCCAGACCACAGAGCUGCCGGAGAAGCGACAGAGGCGGAGGGGCGCGCGGCAAGGAAGAAGCAAAGCACGGCAGAGGCGCGUGUCAGCCCAGGAGGGCGAGACUCAAAGACGAGGAGAGGGGAGAAGAGGCGCAGCGGAGAGGAGCGGAAACGGAAAACGAGCUCAACAGAUCUCUCCGGUACACAAGAGAACGGGGACGAAACGCUGGGGAAAUCCCCUGUUGACUGCGCGUCCAUUCCUAAGGCAACCUCGGAAAGCGCCACCCUGCGUUAUGCGGAGGGUCCGUCACGCCUCUCGUUUUCAUCGCCGACUCCUCGCACUUGUUCCUUCUCUUUCGUUCCGAAGGAGACUAUUCUGUCGACGAUCUGCCGCCUCAUGUUCAGUCCCGUAGUCGUCGAGGGGGUGGCCGCAGCUACGGAGCGCCGCAUCGACCUCAGUCCGCCGGGAACUGACAAUCUCGAACUUGUUCCUCUUCAUUUGCCUAAAGAUUUCCUCGAUCUUCUGCGUCAAACGCUGCUGCGCAAGUGCCCCCACUGUGGAGAUUGUCCCGAGCACAAGGCCCUGUGUCUCGUGUGCGGCGCCGUGGUGUGCGUCGGCUCGUCGUGCUGCAAGGAGGAAGGCAGCACGCGAGACGCAGCGUGGGGGGAAUGCAUGCUACACGCGCACACCUGUGGCGGCGGCUCGGGUCUAUUUCUUCUUGUUGAACAGUCGAUGCUGUUCGCCGUGGACGGCAGUUCGUGGUUCCCUCUCGAGAGUGUCUACGUAGACGACGGGGGCGAAUCGGACGCUCGUUUCCGGCGAGGCCUUGGGAGGCUGACUUUGCACGAAGCCUGUGCUCGUCAGUUGUCAUGGUUGCUUAUGAAUGGCCGCCUGCUCCCGUUCGUCAGUCGCUCGUAUAUCCGGCCUUUCUCUUUGAGUGACGCGAUGACAGUGCGCUGGCCAUGA
Molecule: messenger RNA, 13815 nt
Organism: Neospora caninum
Lineage: Eukaryota; Apicomplexa; Conoidasida; Eucoccidiorida; Sarcocystidae
Product: e3 ubiquitin-protein ligase ubr11, related
Exons: 14
Coding region: 1-13815 (4604 amino acids)
Biological process (GO): ubiquitin-dependent protein catabolic process via the N-end rule pathway; protein ubiquitination
Cellular component (GO): ubiquitin ligase complex; cytoplasm
Molecular function (GO): zinc ion binding; ubiquitin protein ligase activity
Source: RefSeq, a predicted model, not a curated record